AUGAGUGAAGCUGAUGCCCAAAAUGGUUCUGAUAGCUUUUCUCAGGGAGGUCAUGAGGAAAGACAUCGUGACCGGCAUAUAACCGAAGAUAGGCAUCGUGAAGAGCGUGAAGAUAGACACAGGGACCGUCAUCACGACGAAAGGCACGAAGAUCGUCAUAGCGAUCGACGUGAUGACAGGAGAAGUCCACCUAGCAGAUCUCGUUCACGGUCUCUGCGCAGGGCUUCUCGCUCGCCCCGUGAAAGAAGAAGUUCGGAAGAAGACGAUAUCAAUCCUGGCAAUAAUCUCUUCGUUACUGGUCUCUCGAUUAGGACCGAGGAUCGUGAUCUAGAAGAAUAUUUUUCGAAAUUUGGCAAGGUAUCUAAAGCGCAAAUUAUGUACGAUCCUCAUACUCGUGAAUCGCGUGGUUUCGGUUUUGUCACUAUGGAGACUACUGAUGAAGCUGAUGCUGCCAAAGAGGGUCUUAGCGGUACAGAAAUCCAUGGGCGUGUUGUGACUGUAGAGAAAGCGCGUCGUUCUAAGGCUAGGACUCCCACUCCUGGCCGAUAUUACGGACCACCAAAACGAAGAGAACCUCGUCGAGUCGAUCGAUUUGAUCCUAGAUAUGAAUACAGAUCCUAUGAUCGUUAUGAAAGACCUCCGAGAGGCUAUGGCCGGGAUCCUUACUAUGAUCGUGCUUAUGAUAGACCUUACUACGAUAGAGGAUAUGAUCGAGGUUAUGAACGAGGUUAUGAUCGAAGCUAUGACAGAGCUUAUGACCGAGAUCGCCGACCACCACCAGCAGCCCGUUAUGAUCCAUAUGCGCGUCCACGAUCACCUUAUUAA
Molecule: messenger RNA, 825 nt
Organism: Ambispora leptoticha
Lineage: Eukaryota; Fungi; Glomeromycota; Glomeromycetes; Archaeosporales; Ambisporaceae
Source: the annotation of a GenBank genome assembly